GAACCGAGCUGCGGAGCGGGAGAGAACCGGAUCUGCCGCUGCCGCGUCUGCCGCUGCCGCGGAAACAUGAAGACACCGCGCCGCGCUGCCGCGUCGGGAGCUCGUUAUUACCGGAGGUGAAACGGAAAAACAUGAGCGAGGACACGCGCCCAGACGAUGACAGUUACAUUGUGCGCGUCAAAGCGGUGGUGAUGACCAGAGACGAUUCGAGCGGCGGCUGGUUGGCUCAGGACGGCUGUCUGAGCAGAGUGGGAGUGUGCAGGCUGCUGCCGGCCGAGCUGCUGGGACGCAACAGCUUCCUGAUCCACGGAGAGCGGCUCAAAGACAGGCAGGUCAUUCUGGAGUGUUUCUUAAAAAAGGAUCUGGUCUACACGAAGGCCACGCCCACGUUCCACCACUGGAAGGUGGACAAUAGAAAGUGCGGUCUGACCUUCCAGAGUCCGGCGGACGCCAGAGCUUUCGAUCGUGGGGUGAGGAAGGCGCUGGAGGACCUGACGGAAGGGUCGACCACGUCCUCGUCCACGCUGCAGAAUGAGGCGGAGCUCGGCGAUGACGACGUCUUCACGACGGCCACCGACAGCUCGUCCAACUCGUCCCAGAAGAGAGAGCCCACCAUGCACUCGCUGGCCCCGCCCCACUUCUGCGAGGCCCGUCGGCACCACUGCAUUCUGGGACAUUUCUACGAGCAUCACCGGCCCUCGGAUCACUACUUCCUGGACCAGGCCGUGCACAUGUUCCCUCGCCACGUCAGCUUCCAGCUGGAGGAGGAGGAGAUCGUCCGGAUCAACCCUCGAGAGCGGACCUGGCUCACCAGCUACGGGGACUACCGCUGGGACAAACUCAACCAGCCCGACAACCUGGACGCGUACGUUCACUUCGCCAAGAGCGAGCCGCCCAAACCCGACUACACCUACCCGUACCCGCUCAGCUGCGACGUGCAGCGAGUCUGCGACCGCAAACCGGGCUGCCUGGAGCUGGGCGGCGGCAACAGGGCGGUGGUGACGGUGCAGCCGCGAGCCCUGCAGCCCAAAGGGAAGAGGCGGAAGGAGGACGGCGAGCGAUCACGCUGCGUUUACUGUCAGGACAUGUUCAAUCAUGAGGAGAACGGGCGGGGCCGCUGCCAGGAGGCGCCGGACCCCAUCCAGACCUGCAUCAGACGGGUCAGCUUCAUGUGGUGCGCGGACAGCCUGCUCUAUCACUGCAUGUCCGACCCCGAGGGGGACUACUCGGACCCGUGCUCCUGCGACACCAGCGACGAACGCUUCUGCCUGCGCUGGACGGCGCUGGUGGGUCUGUCGCUGCUGGCGCCGUGCAUGUGCUGCUACGCACCGCUGAGGGCGUGCUACCGCUGCGGCGUGGCCUGCCACUGCUGCGGCGGGAAACACAAAGCUGUGGGGUGAGGCGUCACAGGCCCCGCCUCCUUCAAGGACUCAAGGGAGAGCGGGGAGAGGGGGAACGGAUCUGUGUCGUUUUUGUUGUUGUUUGUCUCGUCGACGAUUUUUAAAAGAGGAGAAGAAGAAGUCUGGACGGACGGACGGGCGGAC
Molecule: messenger RNA, 1544 nt
Organism: Notolabrus celidotus (New Zealand spotty)
Lineage: Eukaryota; Metazoa; Chordata; Actinopteri; Labriformes; Labridae
Gene: spred2a
Product: sprouty related EVH1 domain containing 2a
Exons: 6
Coding region: 132-1400 (422 amino acids)
Biological process (GO): negative regulation of MAPK cascade; multicellular organism development
Cellular component (GO): membrane
Molecular function (GO): protein kinase binding
Source: RefSeq, a predicted model, not a curated record